Messenger RNA from Talaromyces amestolkiae, 3486 nucleotides. RefSeq lists its product as uncharacterized. The coding region runs from base 1 to 3486 and encodes 1161 amino acids. The record is from RefSeq and is a predicted model, not a curated record. The transcript has 5 exons. NCBI's taxonomy places the organism in Eukaryota, Fungi, Ascomycota, Eurotiomycetes, Eurotiales, Trichocomaceae. Gene Ontology annotation, molecular function: protein binding.
AUGAGUGCCAACUCGGGUCGAGAUGCGGACAAAGCACAGGGCUAUAUCGCUGCUCUGGACAAUGCGCGAAGCGAAGACAAAUGGAGCGACGUCCCUGAGUUGAUUCGCAAAGUAACCAAGCAUGCUCCGCAUCGAAAAUGUCUGAUCCAAACAGCGCAUGCAGAAAUACAAGUCGUCGCCCACAUUACCAAGACUCGACCAGCAACGGCCAAAGGCCAAACCACCCCGAAUCAUGUAUCCAAUCUCUCAGAGUUGAUCCCUGAACUCAUUGCGGCCAUCGAAGCCGCCGACGGAACCCCGCAGGAUGUAUUCCAGGCUCAGGUCUGCUUAGGGUGGAUUCACUGGACAUUGUCGGAACCUGGACUAGCCGUCGUUCGGCUGCCCAAGGAACUCGACGACACGACGAUCGCUUCUCUUUCGGAAGGAGGGAAAGGACUUACGAAAUGGACAGAGGUGUGCAUAGUCAAGGCGGGCUACAUAAAGAGCGCCGCUCAAGCUCUGAUAUCCACCCCAGACGCAGCUCUUGAGACUGCAUCUACCGUCUUACCCCGGCUUGCCAUACCAAACCAGUCAUUAGCUUCUUGUCCUCAGGCCCUCUAUUGGUCAGAACUUUUUCUUUCAAAGGUGGCAAUGCUGGCAAGCGGGGAGGUCAUAUCAAACGAUGCCGGAAACUAUGACUUCGAGAUCGAAACGGCAUUGAAAGCAUUCAGACUGUGGUCGGGACAUCCUCAUAUCAAGGGCCGAGAUAUUGCAGCCAGCCUAAGGGGCAUCCAGAGCGGGUCAUCUCAUCAUAACGACUCCCAAUCGUCUAUCUGGAUGGCAUACUAUAGACUUUUGUCACUGAUAUUGCAAUACGGACUUUCGUACUUUCCGCUAUCUUCGGGAUCACCUCGUCGUCAGCUAGCCACAGAGAUUCGCCGUGUGGAAACCGUUUGCGAAUCUGUCUUACUGAGAGAAACUAAAUUUCCAUUGGCGAGUGACAGCAACCCGCAAGUAGAAGCAUGGGUCGAGGACGUCAUAAGUAACUGGGAGGUCUUGUGCGGACCGAGCUGGCGAGAUGAUGAUCUUGGAGAAGGUGGACAAGACGCCAUUAGCCGUAAUGUCUUAGAUAUCCUCUACCGAGCUUCAACAAAAACCUAUCAUUCACAUUCCAUUUUGCGGCGGUUAUUUCAUGUCCAUGCAGCAUUGGCGGAAUUCGACCUUGCUAUGAAGGCACUCAACACCUACGUCGAGAUUGUAGUAAGCGCCAAAGACAGGGCAGAAAAGGCAGCUGAAAUUGGGCAUUUGGAAAGCGACGAAAUCCUACUACAAACAGUUUCUGAGGGUGUGCUGCUGCUAUGUUGCUUCGGAUCUGAAGACGAAGCGCGGAAAGCCAAGGAGCUCAUUACAAUCUUGGAAAAGUAUAUCGAGAAAGAUAUUGCGGACGAUCUCAACUCAACCAACAGGCAAGGAGAAGAAGCAUCUCGUGUGCCUUCGCAUGUCAUUGCUUUAGCUUACAGAGCUAUUGGCAUUGGCUUGGGUAAUUGGUCAAGAUGGACUCCAACAACCGAGGUUCGCAACGAUCUACGUGCAGAGGCUAUCGAAAACUUGGAAAGAAGUAUAGCUCCAGAAUUCGAGUCGGAAUAUGAUCUUUCAUCUCGAUAUGCUCUGGCACUCCUGCUUGCCGAAUCUCGUGAUCUAGAUAGUGCAAUUAGCCACGUGAAAAUGGCGCUUACUCCUAGAGAUGGGUCGGCACUCUCAGGACCUGGACCUGGCAUGCCAGAGUUGCAUCAGUCAGGGGAGCGAGAUAAAAUACCACUUUGGCAUUUGUUAGCAUUGCUGCUUAGUGCCAAGCAGGAAUUCGAUAUCGCUGGUCGCACCUGUGAAGCUGCAUUUGACCAGCUUCCUUCUUCGGUGACCAUACCAGGUCAUAACAAUGAGCGCAUCAACCGUGAUAGUAAUAAGAAGCAGGACCUAUUGGCAAAAAAUAAGGACUUCAUACGGCAUUUGCAAGGCCGUGAAAAAGAACGCAUCGUUGAGACACGCAUGACGCAACUUGCACUCCUUGAAAUUACGGAUGGACCAGAGGUUGCUGUGAACCAUAGCGAUAAUUUGCUAGCGUUGUUUGCGGCUCUAUUUGAGGAUUUAGAGCUGGAAGUUUCCAAGGAGGAAGUCUCACAGCUUCACCAACAACAACAUCUCGGGCCCCCAAAAAGCUCCGCGGGUACUGUAAAAAGCUUCCGGGGAAGCAUUUUUGGAAGAAAAAAAGGAUCGAAGAUACCAGACCGAUCACUCAAUGACAGUGAUACAAUACCUCCUUUACCCAAUGAAGCAUCGUCUGUCGGUGCAGAUGCUCCAAUGAUCAUGGUUACUCCUGAAACAGCCAAUAAGACCCAACAGAAUUCUCAGAUAGAGAAACAGAACGGAUCCAUUAACAGUAUAGAUGCCCCUCAAAACGAGAAAGGUGAUAUCGACGCAGAAGCAAUAGGUAUCGCCAUAUCUGAUCCUGGAAUAUCGCCGACUUCGCAUGCAGGCCCCAGAGAAAGCGCCAAGCACUCAUUACCCGCCGUCGCUCAUAAUUUAAAUCCUAAAAGCGAGCCUUCUCCAGUCGGUCACAGAGAUCAGCCACCAGAACAAGACGUCCGCUUGCCGACGCCUCACCGUAGCUCUCCAACGAAAGCUCUUACCAAAUUCCCAGUUCUUCAAGCACAAAAACAUGCCAUCUCAGUGCUCGUCAAAGUAUGGCUUCUCAUUUCAGGCAUGUAUCGCCGAGCCUCCCUUUACGACGAUGCUCUUGAAGCUUGCGAAGAAGCAUCAAAACAAGUCGGAGCCUUCGAAGCACUUGUAGCCGCGGAGGAAUCUUCUGCUCGCGCAUUUGUCAGCCCUGUAUGGGGUGUAGCCAAGAGCACAGAAGCGCUAUGGGCGGAUGUACACGCGGAGAAGGGGGCACUUUCUGAAGCUCAAUCUUUGACACACGAAGCAAUGCAGUGCUACGAAGAGGCCAUCUCUUGCUUUCCCGACCAUCCCAAGGCGACCGUUGCUCUAUCGAAUCUGCUGCUGGAUGCUUGGGAAGAGAAGAUCCCACUAGAGCCGGUAGAGCCUCGAAUUGAUAGUGACUUCGUUGGCCCAUCGACUAGCGGGUCUUCCACAAUCAAUGGCAUUUCCGAAACGUCUCCAGAGACAACACAAGCGAACGGCGUGACCAAGACACUCAGAACCCCCAAUGGAGUGUCAAAUACGCUGUCUAAAACGUCAAGCAAUACCAAUGAGCCAGAAUACAUAAGUCGACUAGCCGCCCGAGACCGUGCCUAUGGUCUCAUCUCAAUGUUGACAAAAACAGGAUCAUCAUGGGACAAUUCCGAAGCAUGGUUCACACUGUCCCGAGCCUACGAAGCGGGUUCACAAAUCGAAAAAGCCAAGGAGAUUUUGUGGUGGUGUAUUGAGCUCGAAGACCGGAAACCCAUUAGACAUUGGUGGAACUUGGGUGCUGGAGGUUAUGUCCUUUGA